UUCAUCAAAAUAUCAGGACAAUGACUCAGUAGGCUGACUCGGAGCCGACUUGGGGGCCAGGCUGAGCCUCAGUGUGAUCUGGUCUCUUCCACAAGGGCAGCGCAGUCUCACUCCGGAGCGCCUUCCUCGCCUUUUUUCCACCGCGCAGUGUACCUUUAAAAGGUUGAACUCGCCAGUGUACGAUCUGCGAGCACUGGAUUGUUUCCCCACUCGGCUCAGCUGUGUGUACCUUCCAGCAGUGACAUGGCAUAGAGACGCUGUGCUGUCAGCAGCAGCAGCAGCAGCAGCAGCAUCCUGCACCAUGGACGCUCUCCGACAGCCGAAGCGGAGCGGAGCCUUCGCCGCGCUGGACACCAUGAUGCCCGUUUGGAUAUUACUGAGCGCGGUGUCAGGACUGAAGGCGGAGGACGGCGGAAUGGAAGAACUUGCCACCGAGAAGGAGGCUGAGGAAAGUCACCGACAGGACAGCGUUAAUUUGCUGACAUUCAUUUUACUGCUGACCUUAACGAUUCUCACCAUAUGGCUCUUCAAGCACAGACGGGUCCGUUUCCUCCACGAAACCGGACUGGCAAUGAUUUACGGUUUGCUGGUAGGUGUGAUUCUGCGGUACGGCAUCCCUGCCACCAGCUACCACAACAAGACACCCCCGAGCUGCUCGCUGAAGGAAGGACCUGUCAGCACCCUGCUGCUUAAUGUCAGCGGCAAGUUCUUUGAGUACACCCUCAAAGGGGAGAUCAACUCCAGGGAGAUUAACAAUGUGGAGCAGAAUGAUAUGCUGCGCAAGGUGACGUUUGACCCUGAAGUAUUCUUCAACAUAUUGCUGCCUCCAAUCAUCUUCCAUGCUGGGUACAGUCUGAAGAAGAGACACUUCUUCAGGAAUCUGGGCUCCAUUAUAACCUACGCAUUUCUUGGCACUGCCAUCUCAUGUUUUGUCAUUGGGAAUCUAAUGUACGGUGUGGUCAAACUGAUGCAAGUGGUUGGACAGCUGACUGACAAGUUCUACUAUACCGACUGCCUUUUUUUUGGUGCAAUAAUCUCUGCCACAGACCCAGUGACAGUGUUGGCCAUCUUUAAUGAGCUCCAUGCCGAUGGGGAUCUGUACGCUCUGCUGUUUGGGGAAAGCGUAAUGAAUGACGCAGUGGCCAUUGUGCUCUCCUCGUCUAUUGUGGCUUACCAGCCCACUGGAGCAAACACACACAUGUUUGACGCCUCAGCCUUUUUCAAGUCCGUGGGGGUUUUCCUGGGUAUUUUCAGCGGCUCCUUUGUGAUGGGUGCAGCCACAGGAGUCGUCACCGCUCUCGUCACCAAGUUCACUAAACUGCACUGUUUCCCGCUGCUGGAGACGGCCCUCUUCUUCCUCAUGUCCUGGAGCACCUUCCUGCUGGCUGAAGCCUGCGGGUUCACAGGCGUUGUGUCCGUGCUGUUCUGUGGCAUCACACAGGCUCACUACACCUACAACAACCUCUCUGCGGAGUCCACAAAACGCACAAAGCAGCUUUUUGAGGUCCUUCACUUCCUGGCUGAGAACUUCAUCUUCUCCUACAUGGGUUUGGCUCUGUUCACAUUCCAGAAUCACAUUUUCAGCCCCAUUUUCAUCAUUGGUGCUUUUAUUGCCAUAUUCAUCGGAAGAGCUUUCAACAUUUACCCGCUGUCCUUCCUUCUCAACCUCGGCAGAAGACACAAGAUCAAGGGAAACUUCCAGCACAUGAUGAUGUUUGCAGGUCUGCGCGGGGCGAUGGCGUUCGCCUUGGCCAUCCGGGACACGGCCACCUACGCCCGCCAGAUGAUGUUCACCACCACGCUGCUCAUUGUCUUCUUCACUGUCUGGGUGUUUGGCGGUGGGACGACGCCCAUGCUGUCCUGGCUACACAUCAGCGCUGGGAAAAGCAAUGCAUUGCAGGAAGAACGACGCAAGUUUGGAAAAUUGGAGUACCUCAGGGUUGGUGUGGACCCAGAUCAAGACCAGCAGCCCUGCGGAGACAGCUUCCAGGUCCUUCAGGGGGAUGGCUCCCAGGCUGAAGGACAGAGUAAAACCAAACAGGAGAGUGCGUGGCUCUUCAGACUGUGGUACACCUUUGAUCACAAUUACCUGAAGCCCAUUCUGACACACAGCGGUCCACCUCUCACCUCCACUCUGCCUGCAUACUGUGGGCCGCUAGCGAGCUGUCUGACCAGCCCCCAGGCGUACGAGAACCACGAGCAGCUGAGGGACCACGAUUCUGACGUCCUCCGUAACGACAGCGACCUGACCUUCACGUUCGGCGACACUGCCAUCACAGCCAACGGGGCUUCAGGUGGUGGAGGGGAUGCGGCCGGCGGGUCAGGCUGGAGCGCGAAUGGCAAAAGGAGCGGCAGCACCUCCGAGGAGGCGCUGGAGCGUGAACUGGACUCCCGCGAGCAGGAGCUGCUGAGCCGCGGCACACGUCUGGUUUUCCCCAUCGAGGAUCACAUCUGACCCUCCAACCUCCAACCUCCCCGCCCUGACCCCCCCCAGACCGCCUCGCCCUCGGCUCUCCUGCGGGCAGAGCGUCCAGUCCUUCAGAGAUAAGACAGAGAAGAGAAGUGGGAGUAGACAAAAGAGGAGGCUCUGAGCUCCCUCCAGGCCUGGGAGCAGAGCUCACUGAGUGUUUCAUCCUCAUUACAGAGCUGGAAUUUAUUCUCCAGGAGACAUGUGUCCUCCAGUCAGGAAAUCAGCUCUCCGUGCUGAUUGUUUCCUCUGCAUAAACAGGAGGGAAAUCUUUAUGCAGGAUGAGAGGACAAAAAAAAAUCAUCAUGCGAGAUUCAAUCUGCACUUUUGAACAUGUGACACUGUGUUCAGCUGGAGUGGAAAACAAGAAGAAGAAAUGAAAAAUUGCCUGGCAGCCCUCUCUCAUCAUGUGAUCUGACCAGAUUCAGAGUGCAUCAGUGAACACUGAGAAAAGUGGCUUCUUCGCAAUCACACCCAUCUAGUUGCUGAGAUGACGCUACACUAACCAAACUGUAAUAGUUUAUAGAUCAGACAAGAGUUCUGUGGUAUAUUUGUACCAUUCAUCUGAAGCUGCUAAUAGGCCAGUGUUUGGUAUGUCUGUGAUGAUGAUGUCCCUUUGUUUCACACAAAAGCAUCUGUGUGUGGAGGAGACUGUGGCAUGUGAGGAGCUCAGAGAGGGACAGUGAGUGUGUGACCCACUCAGCCGCCGCAGCCUCUCAUGGGUGAAGUAACAGGGGCGGAGAAUGUGAGCAUGUAAAUAGCAACAAUACAGAGCUUUGUUCCUCUCAAGUGGGACCGCUUCUUUCAGUGCAUUACGUCCCAUGACUGUUACGAAUCUGUGUAUCUUGUCUCUGAACUGGAUCUUUUUUCUGUGUACAGGGCUGCUUUUCAUAACUAUCCCAUGAAUGAGGAACCGAAGGAUUUUGAUGCUGAUUAUAUUGUUUCUUAUGAGAUAAAGCUGAUUUCCCACAACGUAAAAUAAUAUGAGCUGUGCACUGUAAUAUGGUCAUGGAGCAAUUUCAACACUAUAAAAUAAAGAGAAGAGGCCAGUUGCACAAAACACCCUUAAGUCUUUUCCUUAAGGUUUCCUUUAAAUGUUUACUUAUGUAUUUAUGCUUUUCUCCAUGUCUAGCUCUUAUACUGAAGGCAUUACUAAAGACCUUAGCAACCAAAGCAAGCUAAAAAAAACCCUUAAGGUACCUCUGUCUCUAUCUUCACUGCAACACCAUCGAGUUUGUGGUGAUAAGUGAAAAAAACGAACACACUAGGAGAACCCAAUGGAUAUGCUUUUGAUUUUAGACCUUAGAUUUGACUGAAUUCAUUUUUGUUGCAAUUUCUUCCUACAAUUGUCUAGUAGUUGGGAUCAAAUUUACUUAGUAGUUUGUGCUUUCUAUGAUUGUAUCCCUCCAGAAGUUUAAUCUUUUCCUCCUCUGACCAAUAUCGUUAUUUUCUUCUGCCACUUUUCACCAUUGGCCAACUUUGUGAGACGAAAACAGGUGUCAAAAGCCCAAGCAAACAGAUAAUCUCCACAGAAACCUUACUGCUAUUAAAUCUCCUUCAAUGCAAUAAAUGAGUUAAUGUUUUUCCUAAGGAAACCUUUUAAGGGAUUCUGUGCAACUGUGUAAGCCCCUCAGUUAAAGAGAAAGUAAGCCUUAAGGAGAAAACUUGAGGUGUUUUGUGCUACCCAUCCUAGGCCUUCAUCGUAGUUUGUAACCCUUUGCAAAAAUUUUAUAUUAUAUACUUAUUUUAAAAAGAAUUAAAUGAUCAGAUGUAGAGCUGCAACGAUUAGUCGAUUAAGUGAUAAGGUGAUGAACAGAAAAUUAAUUAGCAACUAUUUUGACCCAUCAAAUAAUCAUUUUAGUCUUUUUUUUAAGCAAAAAAAGCCAAAUAUUUUCUGGUUUCAUGCCUCUUAAAUGUGACAAUUUGCUCAUUUUCUUUGUUUAACAUGAUAUUUAACUGAAUAGAUGUGGAGGUUUGGACUGUCCGUAGGAUAAAACAAACCAUUUCAAGACUACUCCUUGAGCUGUGACUGUCUUCUGAUAUUUUAUUCACAAAACGAUUGAUUGAUAACAAGAAUAACUGUUAUUUAUGGACCUAAUUGGAUGCAUCCUUUUAUGAUGGGCUGCAACUAAAAAUAAUUUUCAUUAUCAAGUAAUCUGUUGAUGAUUUUCUGGAUUAAUUGAUGAGUCAUAGUCUAUAAAAUGUCAGAUGAUCGUAACGAAUGAUAAAUCCCAAUUUACCAGAGCCCAAAGAAAUAUUUGCUUUGUCCAAAAUCCAAAAACAUUUAAAGGUUGCAAAGUACGUCUUCAAACUCCAUCAUUAAUUAGAUUUUUAAACUUAAAGUGUUCAAACUUCAAAUGCCAAAUAAAGGGGAACAGCCACUGAUACCAAACGCUGACCAUCAGAGAUUAAAAAAAGGAAAUGCUCGCAUAUAAACUCACUGUGCUGUUUACCCUGAGUAUCAACCUCAUGUGCAAGUGUUGAAAUUGUUAACACUUAAACAAGAUGAUGAUGUGAGCUGUUCUCAUAAAUCAUCAGUAAACAGGUCAUUGAUUAGAUAAUUUGCAGAAUAAAUGUCUCACAAAUCAUUCUUAAACCUUAGUUCAUCGGUUAACGUGAUAUUUUUUUAACUUUUUAAUAGACAUAGAUUCCUAAUUUGUGUUGUCCUGUUCCUGUUUGAAGCCUCUUU
Molecule: messenger RNA, 5156 nt
Organism: Epinephelus lanceolatus (giant grouper)
Lineage: Eukaryota; Metazoa; Chordata; Actinopteri; Perciformes; Serranidae
Source: RefSeq, a predicted model, not a curated record